AUGCGCUCCUCCAAUACCGACUCUCGCUCACUGAACUGGUAUGAGUUGAUGUUAGGCACGGAACUCAGGGAGUCGACGCGCGCACCGAAACCCCGCAUAGAACUACCUGGCGAGCCAGUGCUGUACGCGCAAGGCAAGUGCAGCGCUACGUUUGAGAUCGAGUUCCGUACUCCCUCCGCUGCCCGCUCCUUUCCUACGCCAUUUAACUACGAUGCGAACGACAUCAAAGGGAAAAAGUGGACAAUCCCACUCGGCAAGUCGGACGCAGCAUUGGGAGGCGCAGAUCUUGCUGAUAGCUUCGUAUACGACUGGAGAGAAGAAAUCGGCGACAAGGACCGGGACGGACUUACAUUAUAUCCAUCGGGACUAAAAAUUCGCACGAGCCAUAAUGGGCGCAAGACAUUUGUAGCGAUACAAGGAAUGGAGCUCAAGGAUACCUCGGACUAUCUAGCUGGCUCCCUCAAGCGAACACGCCAGUAUUCCGGAAUACUCUACACUGCCACACCGCCGACCGGUGGGAGCUCCACUGCACCGAGGGUGACCAGAGCUAGGUCCCGCAAUGCCAACCCAGGUCCAGCAAAGCCCAGACGCACGAGCCGCGCAAGUUCGGACACUAAGGAUACCCAGCUUACAAAUGCCCCGUCACCACUGUCGCAGCAGGGUCCGCUGGAUGAUCACCCAACAUCUGCAGACCCCUCGAAUGAUACGCAGACACCAGUCUUGACAGUGGACCCAGCUCCGCCCACCCUUGAGCCGCCUGAGUAUCUGGACGAGUUCGGCGAUCGUGGUGACUUCAAUGAGAUGCUCUCACCGUGGGUUCCGCCGUCCCUCGGUCCAACUUAUCCUCGCUCGCCAUCAAUGUACUCGGACGCCUCGGGCACCCUGAUUGACGUUCCAUCCUACUUCCUCGAUGGAAUGGCUAGCAGCCCUGGACCAGGCGGCCCCAAUAACUCGACAAGCCCCCUCAUGUCCGAUCCUGAUAUCUCCGCCCUCAUGUCGUUCAAUCUCGCCUCCCCUGCUCCCCAACAAAAGGCCGAGCUGGUUACAGAUGCCAGCUACCAUCACAUCAGCAACAGCCAGGCCUCGGUGCCGGAACCGACGUCUUCAGAGGAGGCGGAGCAAUAUGGCGACAAGAGAUUCAGUGAGUGGUGUUCAGCUUUCGAUCAGUGA
Molecule: messenger RNA, 1170 nt
Organism: Dioszegia hungarica
Lineage: Eukaryota; Fungi; Basidiomycota; Tremellomycetes; Tremellales; Bulleribasidiaceae
Exons: 1
Coding region: 1-1170 (389 amino acids)
Source: RefSeq, a predicted model, not a curated record